AUGAUUUCAUGGAGCUUUGUGGCAACGUUGCUGCUUUCAUCUUUGGUGCAAGCCAAGCCCAAUCCCGGCGAUGGACGAAUUGUGGGCGGUGAGGUGACCACCAUAGCAGAGUUUCCCUACCAGGCCUCGGUGCAGCUCCAUGGCCAGCACAUCUGCGGGGCAGCCAUCAUCGGACACCACUUCAUCCUGACGGCGGCCCAUUGCUUCGAGGAGCCCUACAGCCCCGAGGAUUACACCGUCCGAGUGGCUUCCAGCGAGCAUGCAAGUGGCGGCCAUCUGCUCAGCCUGCGGCAGGUGAUCACCCAUGGCGGUUAUAAUCCACAGAGCCACGACAAUGACCUGGCACUGCUCAUCCUGAAUGCUAGGCUCAAUUUCACCGAGGAUGUGCAACCAGUGCCCCUGGCCACAGAGAUGGAGCCACCGACAGUGGCCACCCGGCUCCUGGUCAGCGGAUGGGGUUUCCAGGGGGAGGAUGGUGGUGACAAUGAGGUGGGUGUUUCCCCGCAACUGCGCUUCGUGGACGUGGAUCUGGUGGAGUCGCAGCAAUGCCGGCGUGCCUAUCGCCAGGUGCUGCCCAUAACCCAGAGGAUGAUCUGCGCCGCUCGUCCCGGUCACGAUAGCUGCCAGGGUGACUCUGGGGGACCGCUGGUGGGAUUUUCUUCGGAAGCGGGAGAGGAAGCAGCAGGAGAAGGAGAAGGCGUAGGAGUUGGAGGUCAAGGCAAGCUCUAUGGUAUAGUGUCCUGGGGCCUGGGCUGUGCCAAUCCCAAUUACCCGGGCGUGUACACAAAUGUAGCAGCCUUUCGCAACUGGAUCAAUGCCCAUAUUGGAGCCUGGGGUUGGAGUGGUCUUCUAAAUGGAUGGAGUGGACUACAGUAACU
Drosophila serrata is the source of this 878-nucleotide messenger RNA. Its product is annotated as trypsin beta. Gene Ontology annotation, molecular function: serine-type endopeptidase activity. NCBI's taxonomy places the organism in Eukaryota, Metazoa, Arthropoda, Insecta, Diptera, Drosophilidae. The record is from RefSeq and is a predicted model, not a curated record. Gene Ontology annotation, biological process: proteolysis.